Molecule: messenger RNA, 1603 nt
Organism: Selaginella moellendorffii
Lineage: Eukaryota; Viridiplantae; Streptophyta; Lycopodiopsida; Selaginellales; Selaginellaceae
Product: TBC1 domain family member 15-like
Exons: 11
Coding region: 78-1403 (441 amino acids)
Biological process (GO): activation of GTPase activity
Molecular function (GO): GTPase activator activity
Source: RefSeq, a predicted model, not a curated record
UUUAGGGUUCUAGUAGAGCUCCGCGACGCAAUGCGGAGGCGCCGGGCUGUCGAUCUGCGCGAUCCGUGAGGCGCAGGAUGCCGCUGCUGGCCUGCACGAGCGAGCAGAGGCAAGGCUUCUCUAUGGAGGAUGAUUCCGAGAUUUACAGGGUCCGGAGCGAGUGUCAGGAUGUGGCGACGAGCUCCGCGCCGAGGCGGAGGCGGAGGAAGCUCUCGGCGGAGAAAUGGCGGGCUGCGUUUGACGCGCAAGGGCGGCUCAAUGUGAAGCGAGUUCUUCGGCACAUCGAAAGAGGGGGCGUUGCGUCGGAGAUUCGCGCUCACGUCUGGGAGUUUCUUUUGGGUGUUUACUCCCCCGGCAGCAAUGCUGCCGAAAGGGAAGAGCUUCGUCAAUCGCGACGUGACAAAUACUUGAAGCUCAAGGCCGAGUGUAAGAGAAUGGAUGCGGCCGUUGGAAGUGGCGAAGUUGUGAUAUCGCCGCGAAUGAAUGCCGACGGAGUUUCCAUGGAGGAGAAUAAUCCAGAAUCCAUUGAAGAGCAGACAAUAAAUGGAGUGCUGGAUCCAUCGCCGAGCGCAAAGAUUGUCCAGUGGAAAGUUCUCCUCCACCAGAUUGGACUGGAUGUAGUUCGCACGGAUAGAGUUUUAGAGUUUUACGAGGAUCCCAAGAACUUGGGAAAGCUCUGGGACAUCCUGGCAGUAUACGCUUGGAUCGACGAGGAGGUUGGCUACUGUCAAGGUAUGAGCGAUCUUUGCUCGCCGAUGGUGCUCCUUUUCCCGGACGAGGCUGACGCCUUUUGGUGCUUCAAGUGCCUGAUGCGUCGAGUGUUUAUCACGUUUGAUGUUGGCAAGCGGGAAAAUUUCAGGUGCACGAAUAAGAUGAUGGGGGUUCAGAAGGAGCUCUCCUUCCUCGCAGCUGCCAUGCGAGUAAUCGAUCCAAAGCUUCAUAGAACUCUAGAGGCACUUGGAGGGAGCAACUAUAUUUUUGCGUUUCGAAUGCUCAUGGUUAACUUUCGCCGGGAGUUUUCGUUCGUUGAUACGCUCAGCCUCUGGGAGAUGAUGUGGGCUUUCGAGUACCAUCCCGACCUUCAAAUUCUCUACAUGGAGUCCCCGGAUGGUCACAUUGACAACGUACAGCCGGACUAUAGAGCUGGAGGUAGAUUUGCAAAGCGGAACAUUAAGUAUGGAUCGCCAAGAGCCCUCAACGAGCAUCCGUCCCUGGCAGUUUUCUUUGUAGCCGGGAUCUUGGUGCUGCUACGAUCCAAGUUUAUAAAGAGAAUUCAAGGCCUGGACGAAGUCGUGAGGGCUCUGAACGAUAUGAGCGGCAAGAUAGACGCAUACCGAGCGUGCCAAAAAGCGCUCAAGUUCCAUAAGUUAUACCUGAAGAAGGUGAAGAAAUCGAACACAUAGUAACAAGUAUCUAAAAUAAGUGAAAUGAAACUUUGACAGAAACAAAGGUCGGGGCAAAUCUCGUAUCUAAUUCUGUUACGGGGUGUCGACUGGUUCUCGCAAGCAUUUAUACCUCGGAAGAAGUUUAUCCUUGUUUGCCUUGUAGCCGCUCUCUAAGAGAACUCUAUUCCACAAUCUAUUUUCGAUUAGCGUUGGAACUA